AAACAAACAUCAUCUGGUCUAGUAAACGUAAACAAAACGAUCCAAGAGUCCCUGAGAAUGCCUUAACCAGCCCUCUAAAACACUGCAGAGGAGUAAUAUAUCAGGGUUCCUUUAAUAUAGUGUGUCCUGAGAACUCUUCACGCGGUUGAAACGUGUGUGGCGACGGUGAUAAACGUCAGAGAUAAACAGAGGGAGAGAUAAAAGGGUGCAGUCACAAUGGAGGACGUGGACGAGUCUUACUUCGACUGGAGUGACGAGGACGACAUCAUUUGCAGCUCCAAGUACAUCAGUUCUGAUGAGGAUGAUGACGUGGACGCCACCAUCAACGCGCACCGGAAGUUUGGAAAAAGAGGCGGCGAGAGUGUCUUCGGCAACAACCAGAAACCGAAACACCGACACCACAACAACGACGAUGAGGAGGACGACUUUGAGAAGGAAAUGGCCUCGGAGCUGAGCCUUACCAUGCGGCACCUCACCUCCUCCCUCGGCGUGCCUGGCAGCAGCGGCGCCUCGAGACCAGCUGCCGAGGAGACUAAAAAGGCUGCUGAGUUUUACGAUGAUGUGUAUUUCGAUUCGGAUGAGUCUGAGCCUGAAGAAACCACCCCAGGCCAGGCUUCCAACCGGGCCGAACAGAACCGCCGUCGCCAUCGCAAAGUCCUGACCAACGACGAGCUCUUCUACGACCCCACGAUGGACGACCGAGACCAGGCGUGGGUUGACCAGAAGCGGAGGUCAUACCAGCCCAGAGGAAGGAGGCCUGGGCGAAUGCUGGGCGUAGAAAACAACAACACCAUCCAGCUGCCUCCUAGCGAUGCCGUCCUGAACUGUCCCGCCUGCCUCACGACCCUCUGUAUGGACUGCCAGAGACACGAGGUUUACCAGAACCAGUACCGGGCAAUGUUUGUGUUCAACUGCGUGGUGGACGUGACCGAGCGGCUCAGCUACCCCAGCAAGGACCAGAAGAGGCAGCAGUUUCUCAAGAACAAGAAGGCAAAGAAGAAGAAGAAUGUGCCGCAGGAGGAGGAUACAAAAGGUGAAGGGGAGGGGAUGAAGGCAGAGGAAGCAGCCAGCACUGUGGACCCUGCCGGCACAGUUCAGGAGGUUCAGAACAGUCAGCCCACAAGCUCGACAGGCGAUUCUGCUGAGGCCUCAUCAGCCCAGGCCCCAAACAUGAGUGUUCCGGGGUUAGAGAAGGACAAGUUCCACCCUGUCAUGUGUAAAAUCUGCAAUACCAAGGUUGCUGUCUAUGAUGCAGAUGAGGUGUACCACUUCUUCAAUGUUGUCACCAGUUACUAAUCAACCUUGGGUAAUACUUAGUAAAAACAAAGGUUUCAGAUGUCUUGCAGUGUUGCAUAAUCAUGGUACAAUGCUGUAGAAAGUAAUUUUCCCAAGUUCAAAAUUUAUGAAUGAAGACAGUAAUUCCUUUAGUGUAAGUAUUCAUCUGGAAGUGUUUCUUAUUGGUGAUACAAAAUAAAUAAUUACACACCAGACAAA
Messenger RNA from Eriocheir sinensis (Chinese mitten crab), 1494 nucleotides. RefSeq names its product E2F-associated phosphoprotein-like. The record is from RefSeq and is a predicted model, not a curated record. Gene Ontology annotation, biological process: positive regulation of cell population proliferation. Bases 217 to 1296 code for a protein of 359 amino acids. The transcript has 6 exons. Gene Ontology annotation, cellular component: nucleus. Lineage: Eukaryota; Metazoa; Arthropoda; Malacostraca; Decapoda; Varunidae.